Molecule: messenger RNA, 1705 nt
Organism: Halteromyces radiatus
Lineage: Eukaryota; Fungi; Mucoromycota; Mucoromycetes; Mucorales; Cunninghamellaceae
Exons: 10
Coding region: 46-1671 (541 amino acids)
Cellular component (GO): mitochondrion
Molecular function (GO): FAD binding; catalytic activity
Source: RefSeq, a predicted model, not a curated record
CUUUUUGUCUUUCUUCUCCUUCUCGUCUAGAUCCUUUUUUUGGUCAUGUUGCGAUACGCUUCUCGAAUACACACUGUUCGUCAUGUUGUGACUACUUCAGUGAAACGUCAAAUAGCUAGUCGUCCUUCUGUUUACAAGACUGUAUCUCUUACUUCUGUCAAUGCCACUCGACUUUAUGCAACCACCAAUACCAAAACCGUUCCUCUUACUGUUGAAAGGUAUCCUGGCUUUACUCGUAACGAACAAUUCAAAAAGUUAACGGAUAAAGAUAUCGAACACUUCAAAACCAUUGUAGGUGAUAAUGGACUUAUUUACAACAACGAAGAUGACUUGGUAGCUUUCAAUACUGAUUGGAUGAAUAAGUAUCGAGGUCAAUCUCAAUUGGUCCUGAAGCCCAAAACAACGCAACAAGUGGCUGAUAUUCUCAAGUAUUGUAACGAACAAAGUAUUGCUGUUGUUCCUCAAGGUGGUAAUACUGGUCUUGUUGGUGGCUCUAUUCCCAUCUUUGAUGAAGUCGUAUUGAGUUUACAAUCGAUGAAUAAUAUUCGAUCCUUUGAUGAUGUAUCUGGUAUCCUUACUGCAGAUGCUGGAUGUAUCUUGGAAGGUCUGGACAACUGGUUGGGUGAAAAAGGCUAUAUGAUGCCAUUGGAUUUGGGUGCUAAAGGAAGUUGUCAUAUUGGUGGCAACUUGGCAACAAACGCUGGGGGUCUUCGUCUACUUCGUUAUGGAUCUCUUCAUGGCACUGUUCUUGGAUUGGAAGUGGUUUUACCAGACGGAUCUAUUCUUGACAGCAUGUCAACGUUGCGCAAGGACAAUACCGGUUACGAUCUCAAGCAACUUUUCAUUGGAUCUGAAGGGACUAUUGGUGUGAUCACUGGUGUUUCCAUCUUGACUCCCCGUCGUCCCAAGGCUGUCAAUGUUGCUCUGUUAGGUCUCAACUCUUAUGAGGAUGUGCAAAAAGCAUUUAAACAAUCAAGAUCAGAAUUAUCAGAAAUUUUGUCAGCUUUCGAAUAUUGGGAUAACAACGCUCUUCAAAUCUAUAAGAGGCAUUCUGAUGCUAAACCCGUGAUGGAAAACGAAUACCCAUUCUACGUCUUGAUUGAAACUAGUGGAUCUAAUAAGGAACAUGACGAUGAAAAAUUGACCAACUAUUUGGAAACCAUGAUGGAAGAAGAAGUAGCACAAGAUGGUGUGGUUGCUCAAGAUGAAACACAAAUCAAAAAUAUUUGGAGUGUACGUGAAGGAUUUACCGAAGCAUUGGGCAAGGAAGCGGCUGUGUACAAGUAUGAUAUUUCAAUGCCUGUUCCCAAGAUCAAUGAAUGUGUAGAAGACAUGCGACAACAUCUUAAGGAUGGUGGUGUACUUGGACAACCUGAUUCUCCUAUCAUCGAUGUGGUUGGUUACGGUCAUGUUGGUGAUGGUAAUCUUCAUUUGAACAUUGCUGCCAAUCGUAUAGAUAAACGUGUACCUGAAUUGAUUGAACCUUAUUUAUUCGAAUGGGUUGCCAAACAAAAUGGUUCCAUCAGUGCUGAACAUGGUCUUGGUGUUGCAAAGAAUCAAUUCCUUUCUUAUUCAAAAUCAGAUGGUAUGAUCAAGAUGAUGAAAACAAUGAAGAAUUUGUUGGAUCCCAAAGGUAUUUUGAAUCCUUACAAGUAUUUGCCCAGUCAAUAAUAGAUGAUAUUUCCUUUUAUUGGAUGGAUGUCGC